Molecule: messenger RNA, 747 nt
Organism: Penicillium verhagenii
Lineage: Eukaryota; Fungi; Ascomycota; Eurotiomycetes; Eurotiales; Aspergillaceae
Exons: 1
Coding region: 1-747 (248 amino acids)
Biological process (GO): glycerophospholipid catabolic process
Cellular component (GO): cytosol
Molecular function (GO): A2-type glycerophospholipase activity
Source: RefSeq, a predicted model, not a curated record
AUGGUUUCUCCAGUCCACCACAAUAUAUCAACAUUGUUGACCUCCCCUGAAACAUACCCAAUUUACGAGAUUACUAGUAUGUACACAUUGGGAGGUAUCUACGAUAACAACAUAUAUCACUUCGUCCUGAUAGAAUACCUUGAUACUCGAAUCGUCGGCGGUGUAGAGCCAGGAAAUGGCACUUGUGUCCGUGGCUUUGACAACGCGGGCUUCAUCACUGGUACAUCAAGUGACAUCUGGAACAAGGACGGGGGAGAUCUAGUUUGGUAUCUCAGACAAGGGGCAGCGAGCGCAACAAGCCCUACAGAGGCGGAGAAGUACGGGUUCAUCAUCAAGGAGUUCCUCGGCGCCACCAGUUCAUCCAACUCAACCAUCAAGGGACCUGCAGGCUAUGACCCCAAUCUUUUUUACCAGUACAACGCCGCCACAUCGCCAGUUGCGAAAGACACAGGGCUGGUCAUUGAGGAUGGAGGAGAGACAAGCCAGAACGUACCCCUUUACCCUCUCAUUCAAAAGAAGCGCAAAGUGGACGUGAUCUUCGCCGUUGAUUCUCUCGGAUCCAACAGCUUCGAAACCGAUUGGCCCACCGGCUCAGCAUCGAUAUCCACCUACAAGCGCCGCCUCAUCAAUGUUGCCAAUGACACUUCCUUCCCACCAAUUCCAGACCUCGACACUCUCCCCAAUCUUGAUUACGAGACUCCGGUACCUUAUACCCCGACUGCAUAUUUUGCUGGUUCUGAAUCCUGA